Molecule: messenger RNA, 1749 nt
Organism: Cylindrotheca closterium
Lineage: Eukaryota; Bacillariophyta; Bacillariophyceae; Bacillariales; Bacillariaceae
Source: the annotation of a GenBank genome assembly
AUGCGUCAUUUUGGUUGGGAUAUUGUCAUUGGACUACGGUACGAAUGGGUCAACACUCCGUAUAACGGACGCAGCAAGUGGAACGAAAGAGCACCAGGGUGCAUGAUGUGGCACGUCUACGUGAGAGCAAGACACGCCAAGCGGGUGGACCGGGCAUUACGCCUGUGGCUUCACCCCUCAACUCCAAAGAAAGAUUUUCCGUGGUGCGCUGUCACCCACUACAUCAGCGAUUGGAAGGCAGCUCAAAAUGGGAUAGUCAGUGUCAAGGCCGUUGGUCCAGUGAAGGAUGAGAACCUGACCAUGAUUUCGAAGCACAACGAUUUUGUUGAACUUACUCAGGCCAAGUACUGCCCAGUCGAGAUCCCAGGAAUGCUUAAACAGGCGACCACAAAGGAUUUUGGCCCUUGCACCUGUUUGUCCAUGUUCCUCUCGGUCAAGGCACAGCCACUGCACGCUGAUAAAGUUGCGGCGGCCGAUGUGGACACCGACUCCGACUCUGACGAUUCUCUCCUUGAUGACAUCUCUCAUAAGUUUACAAAAGUGACGACCAAAGGGAAGACAAAGAUAAAGAAGAGGGUCCCAAAAACUUCCAAGCAUCUGUCUCUUGAGAACGAUGGCCCUGUUCUGACACCAGCGCAACAGCGCCGGGCCCGAGAGUCGGAAAGGAAGCGAAAAAUGGACCUGGAGAAUAAUGUCCCAAGCCCGCUGUUCAUCAUGGUUCUACCUGGCGAAAUGGAAGGGACUUAUCUCUUCAUCAGCCGGUUGAAGUACGCAGCCUUGGCAACAAACGUUUUGAAAGGACUGGUUCCGUUCUUCACUCAUCAUUUGGGGAAAUCAACGACUACUCGAUCCAACAGAGUUCUAGGCAAAUGGUUCCCUAAGUCUCUCAUCCAUACGACACGCCGCAAGGAACUUGUGUGGUGCUUGGAGACUCUACGGGCACGACCAGCCGACCAAACUCAGCAGGGCAUUGACGAAGAUAUCGAUUUUCUGGAUGGGUUUGGCUCUGAUCCUCUUGAUGUUGGUGAAGCAAAGUUGGAAUUUGAUAUGGAUAUGGCGGACGCUAAAGAUAUUGACGAUGGAGCUACGGUUGCUGAUGCCAUGGAUGAGUUGUUGGAAAAGGAUAGUCAACUGGAGGCUGCUAUCAUGGAGAUUGAAUUCAAGGACAAUCUCUUGUCCAAACAGAAUUCUGCUUUGGAGGCUGAACGAUUACGAUCUGAACAGUUGGCGCGCGAACUUGCCGCAAUGCGCUUACUCCAACAUCCAUCAGCAAGCCGCACAGAUCAGCCAACUCAGCUUGACAACAGUGGGCCUUCCACCAAGUCGCCUACGGAGGAGGAUAUUCCUCUCACAGAAAAGCCACACUCCUCGUCCACUCCGGCAGGCCCCCUCACCUCCCCACUGCCGGGAUCUCCUUCUCCACCUGGGCCUAAGACAAUGUUACCACCUCAGAAUGCCGCCACUCGCCCCAAAUCCUUUGUCAAGUCGGUGACUCCGGACCAAGCCCCGAGGACGGCACCUACAGCAUGUCCUCCCAAGCGGGACGGUGGUACCAAUGCAGAGUCUAUCACUCCGUCCUUGACUGACACUCAAGGAUCGGGGAGCCAAUCCGAUGCAUCUACCCCAUCGGUCUUUCCCAUCUUCCUCCACCCUCAACAGUCUCCUCCCUCCGUCCCGGUUAAGGGCAAGAAGGGUAAGAAGAAAUCAUUGGCCGGCCGUGGAGCUUCCCGCUCCACGGCAGGGCAAUGA